AUGUUACCCCAACUCUACCGGGCGCUUCGCCGUGAGCUUGGAAUCAUCAACAGAAAGUCGCACGAGGUCCAUUCGGCCAAGGAGCUUGAACGGGUCAAAGCUCGCUUACAGUACCAAAAAAUCCAGCUUAUACGAGCAAAAAAGCCCAUUUCGGAAAUCGAAAAUGAAAUAAAUUCAAAAUUAGCCGCCGCUUCUAGGCCUCCUAAGGUCAAAACUGAUGUGAUUCGGUCACUUAUAGCGGAAUCCCCCGACCAUUUGCCUAAAGUUGGUAUUCAAAACUUGAAAAAUGUUGCCGUUUUUCUUAAAUCUCAACGAACUUAUAACGAACUCAUCGAACGCUAUAACCCGGGACUCACCAUGAGCCAGGAGGACAAUGUUAGUAAGACUGCUAACCGGGUGGGCCUCCAGGUUCCAAAGUAA
Messenger RNA from Meyerozyma guilliermondii ATCC 6260, 420 nucleotides. RefSeq lists its product as uncharacterized. The transcript has a single exon. Gene Ontology annotation, cellular component: mitochondrial matrix. The record is from RefSeq and is a predicted model, not a curated record. NCBI's taxonomy places the organism in Eukaryota, Fungi, Ascomycota, Pichiomycetes, Serinales, Debaryomycetaceae. Gene Ontology annotation, biological process: mitochondrial proton-transporting ATP synthase complex assembly. The coding region runs from base 1 to 420 and encodes 139 amino acids.